AAGAAGAACAACAUGCCGCGUCAUUUCUCCCACAGCCUGGGAAACGCCUCGAGCCUCAAACUCAACAGCCCCAGCGGUCUGGGCAUGAGCGGCAAUCCCAACGGCUCGCUGAUGUCUUCUCCAGACAUGAACCUCCUGAAGCUGUCCUCUCCAGAUCUGGAGCACCUGAUUAUCCAGUCUAACCAGGGACUGGUUACUACAAGCCCGGCUCCAAACGCGUCUGCUAAUCCCUUCAUGUACCGAAACCAGGCCACGAACGAGCAGGAGGGAUUCGCAGACGGCUUCGUCAAAGCUCUGGCCGAUCUGCACAAGCAGAACCAGCUGGUGGGGGCCCCCAUGUCGCCCUCCUCCUCCAUCCAGGGCUCCUACCAGAGGAACCUGAUGCCGGGCGCAGACAUGCCCAUCUACACCAACCUGAGCAGCUACAACCCCAACCAGCUGCCCUCCUCUUACCCCGGCGGCCAGAUGGCCUACGCCUCGCCCCACGGCCCUCAGACCCGGGGCCCGGACGCUCCGCAGACGGUGCCCGAGGUCCCUCACCCGCCCGGGGCCGACCCGGCCAGCUCCCCGCCCUCACUCUCUCCCAUCAACCUGGAGACCCAGGAGCGGAUCAAGGCGGAGCGCAAGAAGCUGCGGAACCGCAUCGCCGCCUCCAAGUGCCGCAAGAGGAAGCUGGAGAGGAUCUCGCGGCUGGAGGAGAAGGUCAAGGUGCUGAAGACGCAGAACUCGGACCUGGCCUCCACCGCCAGCAUCCUGAGAGAGCAGGUGGCUCAGCUCAAACAGAAAGUCAUGAAUCACGUCACUAAUGGCUGCCAGAUCGCCGUCAGCUCAGCCGGCAUGGCCAAGAGUGGCGAGAGCACCAGCUGCUGAAACCA
This is a messenger RNA of Sinocyclocheilus rhinocerous, 875 nucleotides long. RefSeq names its product transcription factor AP-1-like. The transcript has a single exon. NCBI's taxonomy places the organism in Eukaryota, Metazoa, Chordata, Actinopteri, Cypriniformes, Cyprinidae. Gene Ontology annotation, biological process: regulation of transcription by RNA polymerase II; regulation of cell population proliferation; regulation of cell cycle. Bases 13 to 870 code for a protein of 285 amino acids. The record is from RefSeq and is a predicted model, not a curated record. Gene Ontology annotation, cellular component: transcription regulator complex. Gene Ontology annotation, molecular function: transcription factor binding; RNA polymerase II cis-regulatory region sequence-specific DNA binding; DNA-binding transcription factor activity, RNA polymerase II-specific.